Molecule: messenger RNA, 1306 nt
Organism: Prunus avium (sweet cherry)
Lineage: Eukaryota; Viridiplantae; Streptophyta; Magnoliopsida; Rosales; Rosaceae
Product: MADS-box protein SOC1-like
Biological process (GO): positive regulation of transcription by RNA polymerase II
Cellular component (GO): nucleus
Molecular function (GO): protein dimerization activity; RNA polymerase II transcription regulatory region sequence-specific DNA binding; DNA-binding transcription factor activity
Source: RefSeq, a predicted model, not a curated record
UUUUUUAGUGGGGUAGAAUUUUUAAGACAAAAGAAGACACAGAGAAUAAUGGAAGUGAGCUAUCGAUCAAUAUGGAAAAAAGGGGUCGGGUGGCCUGAGGAUAAAGAAAUUGGAACAUCCACAAUCAGAUAAAAAGAAAGUUCUUCCCUUCUGCACUGCACUGUGGACUAUUUCUAGGGUUUCUGAUUUCCAUAUUUGUAUUCUAUCAUCCUCCUAUACCCUUGUGUUGUGUCCUUUGUUGCUCUUUUUGGGUAAUUCAUGUCUAUGGGUGGCGUCUCUGGGUUCUAUUUUUAGAAACCUAAUUUAACAUCUUUUUUGGGGGCUUUCUUUUAUGAAUCCUCCUGGGAUUUCAUCUGCUAAUUGUUGCGAUUUUCUAAACUAAACCUCUCCUGGGUUUGCUUGGUUGUCACAGGUCCUUCACAAAUUUUUACAUUUUUCUCUACUAGCUAGUGUUCGAGCACUUCAAAUCUUCGAGGGAGUUUCCAGGCUAGGACAUGGUGAGAGGGAAGAUUGAGAUGAAAAGAAUUGAAAAUGCCACAAGCCGGCAAGUGACCUUCUCCAAACGUCGAAAUGGGUUGUUGAAGAAAGCCUUUGAGCUUUCAGUUCUUUGCGAUGCUCAAGUUUCCGUCAUCAUCUUCUCUCAGAAAGGCAGGCUAUAUGAGUUCUCCAGCUCUGACAUGCAAGAUACUAUAAAACGAUACCACAAACAUGCAAAGGCUGGGCAAACCAACAAGAUUGAAGUGGAAGAAUAUGUGGAGCAAUUGAAGCAUGAAUCGACUGCCAUGGCCAAGAAGAUAGAGAACCUAGAAGCUUCUCAACGGAAGCUUUUGGGACAUGGCUUGGACUCUUGCUCUGUCGAGGAGCUCCAAGAGAUCACUGGCCAGCUGGAGCGAAGUGUACGCAACAUAAGAGAGAGAAAGGCUCAUUUAUUUGCGGAGCAGAUGGAACAAUUAAGGGCAAAGGAGAGGCUCCUCUUAGAAGAGAAUGCAAAGUUAAGUGAAGAGUUUGGUGCACAGCCGAGGCUGCAGCAGCUUUCAGUUGAAGAAAAAGGAGCUGUGAGCUACUGGAGUCAAAGUAGCCUGAGUUCUGAGGUGGAGACUGAAUUGUUCAUCGGACCGCCGAUAACGCGCUGUUGAGAGAUCACAGCCGCCCAAUCGUCUUCUAAGUCAACAUCAGAUAUAAUAAUAUUAAUGCUCGUCAAUAAUCUCUAGACAAUGCCAUCAAAAAUACAAAUAAACAAGAAAAUAAUGUAAUAUGGAUCACGUAUCUUUGUUAGGACGUGCUCUCAAAUAAUAAGGUCAAACAA